This is a messenger RNA of Loa loa (African eye worm), 660 nucleotides long. RefSeq lists its product as hypothetical. Lineage: Eukaryota; Metazoa; Nematoda; Chromadorea; Rhabditida; Onchocercidae. Gene Ontology annotation, biological process: trehalose catabolic process. The transcript has 4 exons. Bases 1 to 660 code for a protein of 219 amino acids. Gene Ontology annotation, molecular function: alpha,alpha-trehalase activity. The record is from RefSeq and is a predicted model, not a curated record.
AUGACUACUUUGAUAAAAGUGGUACUCUUAUCACAAUCAUCUCUUCCAAAGCUGGCUAAGGUAAUAGAGAGUACUCAAAAAGCAAAAGAAAAGAAAAAUGGAGUAUGCGAUGAAACGGACAAAACUGGAAAUUGGUACAUAUACUGCACCGGUUUUAUACUUGAAGUGAUGAAUCUGUACCAGGUAGAAGUGGAUUCAAAAACAUUCGUCGACAGACCUUUGAAAGCCAACCCAGAAGUGAUUCUAAGUGAAUUUAUGAAAGAAUUUGGAAAAAAGUCAGUAAACUUUACUAAGAAGAAGCUCAUAAAUUUUCGAAAACGUUUUUUCGGCGAACCAGGAACAGAAUUAACCAGUUGCUUUAUUCCGGAUUGGAAAGAAUUACCACCAAAAAUCGCUCAGAUAAAAGAUAAAGAUCUGAAAAGUUUUGCAUUAUUUUUAAAUCGACGAUGGAAAGAUCUAUGCAGACAAAUAAUUAAAAUCAAGAAUCCGAAACGGAAUUCCUUGAUCGAAGUACCUCAUCCAUUCAUUGUGCCGGGAGGUCGAUUCAGAGAAUUUUACUAUUGGGAUGCAUAUUGGAUUGUAAAAGGUUUGAUUGCGAGUGACCUUUUCAUGAUGGUCAAGAACAUGCUGAAGAACUUCAUCUAUUGUGUCAAAAAAUGA